CGAGGAUGGGGAAAAGCUUCUAGUGGUUGGACCCUACCUGCUUCCGCCCAGAGCGGGGACGUCACUAUUACGCUCGGCUUAGGUAUACGACUCUGCUACUUACGAACUCAAGUUUCGGUCACUACUAGCGGUGCCUGUAAAAGGCAUAAUAAACGAUGAUGACAGGAUGAAGAAAAAGAUAUAAAAAAACAAACAGUAAGGAUUGUUCCAACUGAGCACAUAAGAUAUACAGCAUGUCCAAUUAACUCGCUCGAUUAUGACCCCGCGGACUAGGUCUAGGUCCCUCCCCCGCGGCCAAACUGAC
Molecule: messenger RNA, 304 nt
Organism: Pyricularia grisea
Lineage: Eukaryota; Fungi; Ascomycota; Sordariomycetes; Magnaporthales; Pyriculariaceae
Exons: 2
Source: RefSeq, a predicted model, not a curated record